Messenger RNA from Vombatus ursinus (common wombat), 2149 nucleotides. It is a transcript of the gene GTF2E1, whose product is annotated as general transcription factor IIE subunit 1. The record is from RefSeq and is a predicted model, not a curated record. The coding region runs from base 92 to 1435 and encodes 447 amino acids. Lineage: Eukaryota; Metazoa; Chordata; Mammalia; Diprotodontia; Vombatidae. Gene Ontology annotation, biological process: transcription initiation at RNA polymerase II promoter; transcription open complex formation at RNA polymerase II promoter. The transcript is spliced from 5 exons. Gene Ontology annotation, cellular component: transcription factor TFIIE complex.
CGUCGCGCUGGUGAUGUAUUUUGUUGUGGACGACCCCUGCUUCGCCUGCUGAGCGUGGGGCUCCCGGCUUCUGCCGCCUGUCUCUGGAUAUAUGAAAAGUGUUGGUAUUCUGCAUAAAAUGACUGACCCAGACGUCCUUACAGAGGUUCCAGCAUCUUUGAAAAGACUUGCUAAAUAUGUGGUACGGGGCUUUUAUGGCAUCGAACAUGCUCUGGCCUUGGACAUCCUGAUCCGAAACCCCUGUGUGAAGGAGGAAGACAUGUUGGAGCUGCUGAAGUUUGACAGGAAACAACUCCGAUCAGUUCUGAACAACUUGAAGGGUGACAAGUUCAUCAAAUGCAGAAUGAGAGUAGAGACUGCUGCAGAUGGCAAGACUACUCGCCAUAAUUACUACUUUAUAAAUUAUCGUCUUUUAGUUAAUGUGGUGAAAUAUAAGCUAGACCACAUGAGGAGGAGGAUUGAAACUGAUGAAAGAGAUUCCACUAAUCGGGCAUCUUUCAAAUGUCCCAUUUGCUUUAGUACUUUUACAGACUUGGAAGCCAAUCAGCUCUUUGAUCUCGGGACAGGAAUUUUCCGUUGUACCUUUUGUGAAGCAGAAGUAGAGGAGGAUGAGUCAGCAAUGCCCAAGAAAGAUGCUCGAACAGUUGUGGCACGGUUUAACGAACAGAUCGAGCCCAUUUAUGCCCUGCUACGAGAGACUGAGGAUGUUAACUUGGCAUAUGAAAUCCUUGAGCCAGAACCCACGGAAAUCCCAGCCCUAAAACAAAGCAAGGAACGUGCUGCUGCUGCUGCUGGAGCUGCUGGCCUUGCAGGUGGACAUCACCGGGAAGCUUGGACUACCAAGGGUCCAUCCUAUGAGGACUUGUACACUCAGAAUGUUGUCAUCAGCAUGGAGGACCAAGAUGAUCUUCAUCGGGCAGCUGCUGAAGGGAAACCCACCAAAGAGAGACCUAUCUGGUUGAGAGAGAGCACAGUACAGGGAGCCUAUGACUCGGAAGAGAUGAAGGAAGGUGGAUUAGACAUAGAUGCUUUUCAGGAUCGGGAAGAAGGCAGGAUGGCCUUGGACGAUAAUGAGGAGGUCAUGCGGGCCCUCCUCAUCCACGAGAAGAAGACGCCUUCAGCAGCAGUUGGCUCGGUUGGGGCAGCUGCUCCUAUCACCACGGCAAAUGGCAGUGACUCAGAGAGUGAGACAAGUGAAUCAGAUGAAGACUCUCCACCCCGUCCAUCGGCAGCUGUCUCAAUGUACCAAGAGGACGAUGACGAAGAAGAGGAGUUUGAGGAGGUGGCAGAUGAUCCGGUUGUCAUGGUAGCUGGACAUUCAUUCUCUUACAGCGAAGUGAGCCAGCGACCUGAGUUAGUGGCCCAAAUGACUCCAGAAGAGAAAGAUGUCUAUAUUGCAAUGGGACAGCGUAUGUUUGAGGACCUAUUUGCGUGAAACUUAUCCUGUGUCUUCCGUGCUGGCCAGAUUAGAGAAUGUAUUUUUCAAAAUAUUUCCCAAUAUUUAGUCUAAAGAAAUAUUCAUCUCACACAAAUCAGGACAAGGGUAGGAAUUUGACUUUAGUGUGCCAAAACAGAAAAGAAGAGGAAGGAAGGGAAGAUGAUAGAGUGAAUUUUAUACGAACUGGAAAAAUUCAUUCAUCCCUUUGUCAUCACAGUAUCAGUAUUUCUACUCAAUUUUUUUUUUUUUGUGCAUAAUUUCUUAACUUGCUCACUCUUUUAAGUGAGGAAUAUCUCUGGUACAGUAUGUAUUUUGAUUUUCCAACCUGUUUAUCAAAAAAGAUAUUAUGCAGCAGUUAGUUCUGAUAUGUAGCAUGGCAUUGUUUCUUAAUGCAGAGUUUUAAACAUAUAAAAAUAUGUAAAAUAUAUAUGCAUAUGUAUAUAUAAAUAUAAACUUUCCUAUAGGUGCCUAUAAGAGUAGUAACUUUUGUAACUUUCUCUUACAGUUUUUUAAAAUAUCAUUUUACAGGCCUUUGUGGACAGUAAAAAUUGUGUUUCAGAAUUUGACCCUAUUAAAAACGAUGUUUCAUUUACAUAGGUGAAUGUUAGAAUUGAAUAACUAUUUUCAAACUAUUUUAUACCAAUUAAAAUUUGUUAUUGCUACUAAUGUAACACCCAGGAGCAAGGGUUGAAACUGAUAUUUUAUCUCCUU